AUGUCGAAUGUUGAAGAGAAAAACCUUGAUGACGGCGGAUCUGCAACUGAGAAUUUAAAGAUGAAACGACAGAGCACAAUCGAGUUGGCAAGUAUUCAUGAGAGUGAGGAUUCGAUUUCUGAUUUGAGGGAAAUACUGGCUCACACUGAAACAACUCCAUUCCCUUCUCAAGCCUCAACUCCCACUAGGCCUGGGUUGCCAACAAGAUUCGAGCGAAUGGCAAGUCAAAUGACAUGCCCUAUUAUUGCAGAAGAAUCAAGCGAUAGAUACGGCACCGAACCAGACCGUCCACUAAGCCGGUGUCUUUCGGAGAUUCGUCCGGCUCCUCCGCCGAAUCCUCAACAUCAUCCAACCCGUCGUUUCUCACUAUUUCGACGUCCUUCUUCACGAAGCACUGUGGAUCGCAGGGCAUCGUGUGAUUUCACAUCUGCCUGGCUGAAGACUUCAAAUUUUGAUCUACGAGAAGCUGGAGGACAACAAGAAUCAGACAAUCAACCGGUCGAAGAACAAGAAACAAUGGGAAUACCAACGCAAAAUGAGGCACUGGACCACGUACGAUUCUCCGAACACAUCGAACGACCGGUACAACUAACACGAAUCGAUUCGAACUAUUCGAUUAGCGAAAACGACAGUGAGAACGGAUCGACGACAGAUAUUGACAAGACGCCCGAAUCGGCGGAGACCACCUGGAUGAGGGACAAAAUAGCAAAAACAUCUCUACUCACAGCAUGUACCGUAUUCUAUGCAUUAUUCUUGACAAUAUUCUCAUUAGUUUUGGAGUUGGCACACUUACUGAAUGAUGAAGAAUCAAGAAAACUGAAUAAGAAAGAUAUUAUUUUCGGAUUGUACAUGUACGGUGGCUCACUUGUUUUCUUUUUCUACAUGUAUAUUGUUCUACUUCUUAAUCCGAGGUGGUAUUCGACUAUGGACUACUUGAGGAAAAUGUUCGGAGUCUGCUUAACCAGGCCUAAAGUGAGCCCAUCUUCGGACUCACUAAGUUCUGCAGCGGCUACAGUAAGAAAAGUGACACAUAGUAGUCCAUCAGCUGGAAGUCUCUUUUUGAGAUUAGGAUCUGUUGUAUUCGGUGUAACUGGUGUUGUCUACUACGCUUUCCUUGUCUUCCUGUGUGACCUUGAUCCCACCUGUUCUGGUCUGUCGAUCUCCCUCGAUAUCUGUGCAAUUUUAUUCAUUUUUAUCCAAAUGCAUUUCAUAUUUUGCAACUGGAAACUGUCGAUCACUGGGUCUCAUAUGGUGGCGAGAAUUGGGACAAUGCAUUUGGUGGCGGCUAAUUUGUGGACAUGGAUUCGAUAUGUAUUGAUGGAAGAGGGAGUUAUGGAGAAGGAGAUCAGAGAAGUGUUUAAACAUCGUCCUGUCGUUCAAAACCAGAGCCACUCAUCGGAACUUUCUGCUGAGAAUUCCAAGGACCUGUUUUCGGAAAGUUCGAGAGAAGAUGAUCACGACAUGAAAAUGGGUCAAGGGAGCUGUCAAGCUGUGGAGUGUUUCUUAGGAAGUCUUUCUGAAAUUAUGUUCACUUCUAUUGUCGAGUACUCUCUGAUUGCAGCUGCUGUAAUGUAUAUUGUAUGGAGGAAUAUAGGUCGACAAGACCAUGGCUCCACCUACGUUAAAAGAAAGCAUCAAAUCCGUGUGGACUGCUCAAAAACCACGACUGGACUGUUUCUGGGACUAGCUUUUCUAGCGGUUACAUUCACUUCGAUGGUGGUUUAUUAUGGAUUCACAAUGAUGCAUAGGUCAGAGAAGGCCGCGUAUGUCUAUGCGUUUACGGAUAUGUUUCAGUAUGUCCUGUCCACGAUUGGAGUUCUCACUGCAAUAUAUCAAAUGCGUGCUUUGAAAUAUUUUAACAAGAAGACGCAUAUUCAGAAUUCUGAUCAAGAACUUCUAGAUCAGAUUCUAUUAUCGAUUGGUCUAGUCGGUGAGCUCAUAUAUUCUGUGGCUGGUUUAGUUGGACUAACCGGAGACAAGGCGUGGAACUCCUUCUCGUUCAUUUUAUUAUUCGUGCAUAUUUUUAGAUUGAUUCAGGUCGGUACCCAAACAUUCCUGUUACACGUGGCAAGAAGUGUUCGAAUGGGUGGAGAGGAUAGGGAGGCACAACCAGGAAAACAGGCGAUCACUUUCCUUUUGACAGCGAAUCUCGCGAUAUUCUUCAUGAAUUUGUUUGAAAGUGAAAAAGCUGGAGUCUCGGAGGUUAUUAUAGAAUACUAUGGAAAACGAUCAUGGGUGUUUCUUGUUCGAAGUUUCUCCCCGUUGACAAUAUUCUAUCGGUUUCAUAGUUCAGUUUGUUUUGCGGAGAUCUGGAAGAAUGUCUACGCUGCGAAAACUCAUCCGGUGCAUAAUACAGCCACGUCUACAGCGACUCCGAUUAAUAUUUAG
Molecule: messenger RNA, 2388 nt
Organism: Caenorhabditis remanei
Lineage: Eukaryota; Metazoa; Nematoda; Chromadorea; Rhabditida; Rhabditidae
Exons: 16
Coding region: 1-2388 (795 amino acids)
Biological process (GO): proton transmembrane transport
Cellular component (GO): membrane
Molecular function (GO): proton channel activity
Source: RefSeq, a predicted model, not a curated record